AUGGAGUCGUUGCUGGGCCCCGUGUUGGAGUUCCUGCGUGGCCGUCAGUCGUCGCUGCUCGCCUCCCUGGUGGCCGUCUGCGUCUUCGCCGGCCACGAGCUCUUCACCGUCGUGUCCACGCCGUGCCCCUGUUCGCCGGGCCGCAACCCGGCGCUGGCCGCCGUGGCCGCCCUGGGCCCGGCGCUCCUCCUGCUGCUAGCCGGGCUCGCCGUCAACAACCACACGCAGCGGUCGCUCACCGGCUGUGUCUCUAACAGCGUCCCCAUCGGCCCUGGCAUCUGCUGCACGCUGAGUCUCCAGGCUCUCACGCGCUCGCUCCUGGCUCCCGUCGUGUGGCUCGUCGCUGCUUUGCUCCGCGGAAACUACUACGAGUGUGCGGCCAGCGAGUUCCAGGUGACAGGUUAGAGUCCGGGACUCAGGGUCUAGUAGAGACUCAGGGUCUAGUAGAGACUCAGGGUCUAGUAGAGACUCAGGGUGUAGUAGAGACUCAGGGUGUAGUAGAGACUCAGGGUCUAGUAGAGACUCAGGGUGUAGUAGAGACUCAGGGUCUAGUAGAGACUCAGGGUGUAGUAGAGACUCAGGGUCUAGUAGAGACUCAGGGUCUAGUAGAGACUCAGGGUCUAGUAGAGACUCAGGGUCUGUGUGUGUCACUGUAUGUGUCAC
Messenger RNA from Lethenteron reissneri (Far Eastern brook lamprey), 663 nucleotides. RefSeq names its product calcium homeostasis modulator protein 5-like. The record is from RefSeq and is a predicted model, not a curated record. Gene Ontology annotation, molecular function: monoatomic cation channel activity. NCBI's taxonomy places the organism in Eukaryota, Metazoa, Chordata, Hyperoartia, Petromyzontiformes, Petromyzontidae. Gene Ontology annotation, cellular component: plasma membrane.